Pseudomassariella vexata is the source of this 3672-nucleotide messenger RNA. Its product is annotated as calcofluor white hypersensitive protein. The record is from RefSeq and is a predicted model, not a curated record. The coding region runs from base 295 to 3201 and encodes 968 amino acids. The transcript is spliced from 5 exons. Lineage: Eukaryota; Fungi; Ascomycota; Sordariomycetes; Amphisphaeriales; Pseudomassariaceae. Gene Ontology annotation, cellular component: endoplasmic reticulum. Gene Ontology annotation, biological process: GPI anchor biosynthetic process; fungal-type cell wall organization.
GAUCAUGGACGAGCGCCAUAGUGGACGCCAAACCAGUGCGGAGGCUGCAAGCAAGGAUCCGUGAACAAGGAUACACCUCGAAGUUAAACAAACAAUUACCACCGAGGCACCCGGAGCCAAUGUAAACACUGUAGUUGACCAAGUUGUCAGGCGUUACGGCAAAUCACAACAAUUCCCUCUCUUCACACAUUCAUCCUCCUCAUUGCGCGCUUGUUCCCGUUCCCCUACCUUGUUGUCAUGAUAAUGCUGCCGAGGCCUUGAAUGGGAGCUUUCUGAGCAAUUGUCGCUACUGUGAUGGCGCCCACAUACAAGGACAAGCCUAGCGGGGCGCUCAUCUCGUUCAAUGGGAAAUGGAUAUCGUGGGCACACACCAUUGUCGCAUACACUGCCUUCAUAAGUGCCCUUGUCAUCGGCAUCUCGCUUCACUAUCACAAGAUCGUCAAGAACGAACAUUAUGGUUACCCGGACGAAUGGUUUCCGUCGGUAUCGGCAACGAUCGGCGACCGCUACCCUGAACGAUCGUUCUUCAUGUUUUUCAUUGCCAUCACAUCGGGUCCGAGAUUCGCUCUAGUAGGACUUUGGUAUCUUUUGACGGCGAAGCCAGGCAAAGCGCUCCCUAAAUUCAUUGCCGGCGUGGGUCUAUUCCGUACUCUGACCUGCGGGGGGUGGACCUACGUCACCUCGACGGAUGACCAUGAUUGGCACGAUAUCUUCAUGAUAUCCUACUUACUUGCGACGAUACCCUGGAAAUAUGGCUGCAUCACAUUGAGUCCACCCAAUGCAAAAGCAAUUAAGUACAGAAAGUACCUUGCUGGGGGCUUCUUCGGUGCCAUCCCCGGCAUGAUAUACUUCUUCAUACAGCACAAGGUUCAUCGCAUUGCCGGAGCCUAUACAACAUAUUCUUUCUUCGAAUGGUCGUUGAUAUUGUUUGAUGUCGCCUUCGAUGCCGUCACAGCCCUCGACUUUGGCACAUUUGAGAUUGUGAUCAAAGAUAUCGGGGGUCUAAGUCAGGGAAAGAACAAACUGCCAGUCUCGACCAUGGUUCUAGAGAAAGAAAAGGCGAAAGCCACAGUCGGUGUCUUUGACGCCAAGUUUUCUUGGGGAGAAGCCUUUGACACUGCCGCUGAGGUCUACCAUGGCUUCGUAUUCUGGUCCAUGCUCACUAGCUUGGGCGUCGUCAUCUGGUACUUUCCCCUCUGGUACAUGGGUAUAUCGGGUUACGAAGCACUCGUCAUGUCGACAAUCUCGCCGUUGCUCCUGGGUAUCAAGCCUGUUCGUUCACUGGUCAUAAACAACCUCCGGGCGUGCCAUUUGCUGUCGCUGUCAGGACUUCUCGCCUGGCUUGUUAAGGACCCAGUCUAUCGGCUAUUUACCGUCGGGUUCGGGGUUUGGAUGGCCUGUCUUUCAUGGGCGGCCACACUCUUCUCCGCGAAUGUUCAUGAAGUCCGCCUCGAGUCCAAGAUACUUGCGUGGACGGUCGGUUUGGUCGUGUCCUCGACUGCGAAGUUUGCUUGGUGGACCAAUAACCCGAUAUGGCCCAUAAUGCAUGCUGAGAACGGCGGGAAGAAUGAUAUCGGUCUAGCCCUAGCCGUACUAGCUACCUUGAGAUUCAGCCGCAAGGCCCCGUUGAACAGUGGGAUUGGAAAGAAUGACAAGCAAGGUGGUGCUCCGUCCUUCCUGGCUGCUCUCGGUAUCGGUGGCCUUUUCUUUGGCAUGCACUCAUUGCUCUCGGAUACAAGCACCAUGAUAUUGUGGGUUUGGGACGGAUACCCUGUCCGCGGACCCCUUUCUGCUCCUCAUGGAUGGUUUACUGUUGCGGCCAUGUCGGCUGGUCUUUUGACUGGUGUGCUCCGACCUAAGUUGGUGAGCACCUGGUCUGCGUACGGCGUCGGCUGUAUUGGAGCGGCCGUUCUAACAUCAUAUCCCCGCUGGUUUGGCUAUUAUGGCGCCCUCACCAUCGCAUUUUACCUGAUGGCCGUCGCCGGACCACUUCUUAUAGCAGCUGCUAAGGAGAACCCCGCAAUGACGUUUGGCCUCGGCUUCUUCAUCUACAACAUUAUGGUCCUUUUUCACGUCUGGGUUGUUGCCUAUGCGUUCGUGCCGGGCGGACCUCUUGUGCGCGAGCACACGGAUUGGGUCAUGACCAGCAUGAUGGUCUUGAUAGGCUGCGGGGUCUUCAACCUGACGUCUUUCAAUUCCCUCCACCGCAACACAACAAACCGCAGGCGUUAUUCCGUAUCCCAGCAUCGCAAAUAUCACACGUUUGCCCUGGGGCUCAUAAAUAUCCUAUUCCUUGCUUCUGCCUAUUUCCGUUUCCCGACCAAUGACUACCAGCCAUAUCACGCCGAUUCGCGCGUGCUCACCGCGGGCAUCUGGACGAUUCACUUUUCUCUUGAUAAUGACAUGUGGUCGUCUGAGUAUCGCAUGCGUGAUCUGAUCAAGGAACUCGAAGUCGACGUCAUCGGCCUGUUGGAGUCUGAUCUUCAGCGCAUCAUCAUGGGCAAUCGAGACACGACGCAGUUCUUGGCGGAAGAUCUCGGCAUGUACGUUGACUACGGCCCGGGACCGAACAAGCACACAUGGGGCGCCGCCUUACUCAGCAAGUUCCCCAUCGUAAACUCGACGCACCAUUUGUUACCAUCGCCCGUCGGUGAACUAGCACCCGCUAUACACGCCACGCUCGACUGUUACGGUGAGCUUGUAGAUGUCUUUGUGUUCCAUUCGGGGCAGGAGGAAGACCCGGAAGAUCGACGGCUGCAGAGCGAGUACCUAGCGAAAUUGAUGGGAUCAAGCCCCCGACCCAGUAUCCUGCUCAGCUACCUUGUGACGCAACCGCUCAAGGGCAACUACAACACGUAUGUCAGCGACAUCAGUGGGAUGCAUGACGUCGAGCCAAGUGAUUGGGAUCGCUGGUGCGAGUACAUUCUGUACAAGAACCUGCAACGGGUAGGCUAUGCACGUGUCAGUCGCCAUACCAUCACGGAUACAGAGUUGCAACUUGCCAAGUUUGUGGUUCCAAGUAGCGAGAGCGAAAAGGCCGGGGUGGCGAGGAUGGAGGCUGACCAGCGCUUGCGCGACCGCAGAGUGAGUGAAGACCAGGUGCCUGAGGGCUGGAGGUUUCCGGCUUUGUUCAGGGGGCAGGGGGUACGAGGGCAUAGAUACCACGUAUUCGAUGAGCCGUGGUAUUAUAAACCUGAGUAAAUGGGUGGUUGGUAGGAUGGACUGAUGAUAAUGAAUAGGUGGGGGAUGACUUGUGAUGCUGCAUGCAGCUUUGAAAUAUAUUAAAGUGAAUGGUGGAUGUGUAAUACUAGUGCCAUGAAAACAGAUUUCUCAAUGAUGUCUGCAGGUACACAGCUUCCAUCCCUUCUCGUACCACGACGCAUGGUAGGUAAGGCCUAACGGGAGGCUCGAUGAGUCUGCUCUGCCCUGGACUGGAACUUUUUUGGGUGGACCCAACUCCCGCCAAUAUGAUAACAGUUAUAGACGGGGGGUUUGGGCGACUCAGUGAGAGUGGCCAUGGGACUACUGUUAUGUUCAAAAGAAACAACUGCCGCUCAACGAGGGAACUCAGCUUGGUUGGUAGGUGAUCAAAUUAGUAAGCAAAACGCUGGUGAUGUUGAUCAACCAGUGAUUCGGGUGAGGUUAGGUGAGGUUGGCGACUUUUUGGUUGGA